AUGCUUUCGGCAAAACUUGGUGACAACAAGUUCUUUUGCGGGAACAAACCAAGUUCUUUGGAUGCCCUCGUGUUCGGUUAUUUGGCACCGCUUCUACGCCUACCUCUUCCAAAUGAUAGGCUGCAACUUCAUUUGAGAGCGUGUCCAAAUCUGGUACGUUUUGUUGAACAAGUGGCUUCGAUUUAUCUCCCUCCAUCUGAGGAGCAGCUGCGAAAACAGAAAUCUGAACGAAAGAUGUGGGAGAAUCGAUUACAAAAAGCAGAAAAAGCCAAAGAAGCGGAAAAGGUUAUGUCGCUUCGAAUCUCAACAUCAUUUUGA
Molecule: messenger RNA, 318 nt
Organism: Strongylus vulgaris
Lineage: Eukaryota; Metazoa; Nematoda; Chromadorea; Rhabditida; Strongylidae
Source: the annotation of a GenBank genome assembly